This is a messenger RNA of Ziziphus jujuba (common jujube), 1218 nucleotides long. RefSeq names its product chaperone protein ClpB1. The record is from RefSeq and is a predicted model, not a curated record. Lineage: Eukaryota; Viridiplantae; Streptophyta; Magnoliopsida; Rosales; Rhamnaceae. The transcript is spliced from 7 exons. The coding region runs from base 1 to 1218 and encodes 405 amino acids. Gene Ontology annotation, cellular component: cytoplasm. Gene Ontology annotation, biological process: cellular response to heat. Gene Ontology annotation, molecular function: ATP binding; ATP hydrolysis activity.
AUGGAAAGUAGUCUGGAAUUGAAUUAUGGAAAGGUUGUGGAGAUUGUUUUUUGGGCAAAUAGAUAUGGGAUCAUCACCAAACCCAGUUCAGCUCAACUUAUUGGCCGACUUCAAGUUGAAGACAAACAGAAAUUGGAACAGAUUUAUUGCCUUCACAUCCAUCCCAAAGCUUUAGUGAUUGCUGCUUGCAUUGCCAUCAAAUACACUGACAUUUUAUUGCCACAGAGCAAAGCUCACGACUAUAAGAGCUGCAAGUCUGUGCAGCAGCAACUGGCUGGUAGUGAGGUCCUUGACUGGCAUUCCAACGUCAUGGUUACUUCCAGUUACAGAACCAAAAUUUUUUCCGAGUUUCACAAGCAGGUUGUGGGGCAAGAAUUUACUAAAUUUGCAAUCACCACUACCUUGUUAAACCAUAGAAGGUCUGCCUCUGGCCCGUGUGGUCCGUUACUCUUUCUUUAUGGUCCUGGUUGUGGCAGGACAGAGCUUGCUAAAGCCAUUGCUGAGCAAGUUUUUGAUGAUAAAGACAUGUUGACUGAAUUUGACAUGUCAAAAUACAUGAACCCAGAUUCUCACUCAACUGAGCCAGGAUUCAGGGAACAACUCAUUGAAGUUGUGAAGAAGAGACCUUUCGGGGUUGUCUUGCUUGAUAAUAUUGAAAUGGAUGUCUAUCUCAUGGGUAGGAAAAUUGAAAAUUUUCCAAGAAAAGAACUAGGCGAUGAAGAACAUCUACUAAGGCUGAAUGAUUGUCGUCAUAUUUCCAUUCUAGCAGAGGCAAAAAGGCAUUUUAGGACAGAAUUGAUUGAGAAAUUAUAUGAUGUAAUAGCAUUGGAGCCCCUUUCAUUUCUGCAAUAUAAGUGUAUCACGAGACACCUGCUGAGGGACAUUGAGUGCUCCUUUGCACCAAAGCGGACCAUCUUAUGCCCGUCUGAAGCAGCAGUGGGAGUUAUAGUAUUUGAGAACCGUUACACUAACACUAAGAGAUCCAGGAAGAAUAUAAGGAUUUGGCUUGAGAAUAAUGUGACACCAGUGAUACAGGAGCUUCUCACAACAAAUCAGAUAGAUGACACCAGUGGGACAAAGGAUCUAUCUUACAGGUGCGAAAAAAAUGGUACAUCGGAGUAUCAGGAUUUAACAGACUUCCUGAUGACUUUUAAUGAGUUAAGAAUUGCAUAUUAUAAAGAGAAAAAAUGGGUCAAGCAAAUUUACAUGCUGAGAUAA